GAGGGCGAACAGCCGCGCGGGGACGCACCAAGCCUCCGCUCCAGCAGACGGAUUUACACUUUGGAGCGUUUGUUCUCGAACACUCGCGUCGUUCUUGCCCCGGCUUCCGUCUCUCACGUUCAGCCUGUGGACUUUUGGAUUAUUCGGUUGAACUGAACUGAGAGUUGAACACUUGUGUGGCUCUCGGCAGUGACAGCGCUGCGACCCGCCGUCAGUAUGUGGAAGUAACGGGACCCUCGCUCCGCUGUUUUCAUGCCGUUUUCGCCCCCGACUGACUCGCUUCUAGGCUAAAGCAUGGCUGUGGACGGCUGUCCGCUGAAAGUGGUGAUAUUCCUCUGGUGUCUGCUGGUGAUCUCCGGCUCCAGCUUCGAGAUCGGCUCCUACGAGCUGGAGCGCGGCAGACCGGCCAAGUGCGAGCCCAUCGUGAUCCCCAUGUGCGUGGGGAUCGGCUACAACAUGACCCGCAUGCCCAACUUCAUGAACCACGACAGUCAGGAGGAGGCUGCCAUCAAUCUCAACGAGUUUGCCACUCUGGUCAACUACGGCUGCGAUGUUCACCUCCGCUUCUUCCUCUGCUCCCUCUACGCCCCCAUGUGCACCGACAAAGUGUCCACCUCCAUCCCAGCCUGCAGACCCAUGUGUGAGCAGGCCCGGGAGCGUUGCGCCCCCAUCAUGAAGACCUUCAGUUACACCUGGCCGGACUCGCUGGACUGCUCCAGACUGCCCACCAGGAAUGACCCCAACGCCCUCUGCAUGGAGGCUCCGGAGAAUGAAACCAGGACGGAGGGCAAGAAGGGUGAGGGGAUGCUUCCGUUGCCUCCUCGACCCAGGCAGCCGGGUCCCAGCAGCGGGCGUACAGUUGUCAACGUCGGAAAUUGCGAGAACCCGGAUAAGUUCCAGUUUGUGGAGAAGAGUCAGUCAUGUGCGCCGCGCUGCUCCCCUGCUGUGGACGUCUUCUGGUCCAGGCAAGACAAAGACUUUGCCUUCAUCUGGAUGACAGUCUGGUCCAUACUCUGUUUCAUCUCCACCGCCUUCACUGUCUUGACCUUCCUCUUGGAGCCGCACCGCUUCCAGUACCCGGAGAGGCCCAUCAUCUUCCUCUCCAUGUGCUACAACGUCUACUCCGUGGCCUUCAUCAUCCGUUCGGUAGCUGGGGCGGAGAACAUCGCCUGCGACUGGGAGAACGGAGAGCUCUACAUCAUCCAGGAAGGUCUGGAGUCCACAGGCUGCACCAUCGUCUUCCUCAUCCUCUACUACUUUGGCAUGGCCUCGUCCAUAUGGUGGGUCAUCCUCACGCUCACCUGGUUCCUGGCAGCCGGGAAGAAGUGGGGCCACGAAGCCAUCGAAGCGCACAGCAACUACUUCCACAUGGCUGCCUGGGGCAUCCCCGCGCUCAAGACCAUCAUCAUCCUCACGAUGAGGAAGGUGGCUGGGGACGAGUUGACCGGCCUCUGCUACGUGGGCAGCAUGGACUCUGGAGCGCUGACAGGGUUUGUUCUGAUCCCUCUCUCCUGCUACCUUAUCAUAGGAACAUCCUUCAUCCUCACCGGUUUUGUUGCCCUCUUCCACAUCCGCAAAGUGAUGAAAACUGAAGGCACCAACACGGAGAAGUUAGAGAAGCUGAUGGUGAAGAUCGGCAUCUACUCCAUCCUCUACACGGUGCCCGCCACCUGUGUCAUCGUCUGCUACUUCUACGAGCGGCUCAACAUGGACUACUGGAAGCUGAGGGGGCAGCAGAUGAAGUGCGGCUCCUACAGCGGGCCGGGAGGGGACUGCUCGCUGCAGGCGUCCGUGCCCACCGUGGCCGUGUUCAUGCUGAAGAUCUUCAUGUCCCUGGUGGUGGGGAUCACCAGCGGGGUGUGGGUGUGGAGCUCCAAGACUCUGCAGACCUGGCAGGGCCUGUGCAGCAGGAAGGUGUCAGACAGGACUAGUAGCAGGAAGCCGUGCAGUGGCGUCAGCUGCAGCAGCACACACUGUCACUACAAGUCUCCUGCUGUGGUUCUGCACAUGGCCAAGUCCGACCUGCACUCAGACAACCCCACACAUGUUUGACACACUCAUGCCCUGUGUACAGAGCUGCUACAGACUUGAAAAGAGGGACAGUCUUGAAACUCCUCUGCUGCUGCCAAGAGACUCGCAGGUACUGGACCAGAAACAGUGUUCGGGUUUUAAAAGGUUCAGUAUUGCUUCUGUUCUGUCGUCCAAUUCGCAAAAAAGAAAGAAAAGGCAUUUUUCUAUGAACGUGGGAUGAUAAGCUGUAUAAAUGUGUAUAAAAUGUUUAUUUAUUGUAAAUAUAUUUAAUUUAAGUUCACCUUGGCGGUCAAAUAGUUGUUAUAGGUCAAGGAUAUGAUGUGCCUUUCAUAACUGGAUUUUGCUAUUUUUGUUGGAGGGAGGUCAUAAUAAAU
Messenger RNA from Synchiropus splendidus (mandarinfish), 2405 nucleotides. RefSeq names its product frizzled class receptor 9b (gene fzd9b). The transcript has a single exon. The coding region runs from base 295 to 2052 and encodes 585 amino acids. Gene Ontology annotation, molecular function: Wnt receptor activity; Wnt-protein binding. NCBI's taxonomy places the organism in Eukaryota, Metazoa, Chordata, Actinopteri, Syngnathiformes, Callionymidae. Gene Ontology annotation, cellular component: plasma membrane. The record is from RefSeq and is a predicted model, not a curated record. Gene Ontology annotation, biological process: non-canonical Wnt signaling pathway; canonical Wnt signaling pathway.